GGUGGCACUGACUGGCACUGAUGGGUGACAUUGAAAGGCAGCUCAGAUGGGCACUGAUAUGUGGCAUUGAUGUGCACUGGUAUGCACUGACAUGUGGCAUUGAUGUGGCACUGAUGGGCACUGGCACGUGGCACUGAUGGGCACUGGCACUUGGCACUGAUGAGCACUGACAGGUGGCACUUCUGGGGCCACACUGAUCAUCAGGACACACUGAUCAUCAGGACACACUGAUCAUCACUGUCAGCGUGACAGAUCGAGAGGAGAGAAAUGCCGAUAACCGGCAUU
Staurois parvus is the source of this 285-nucleotide messenger RNA. The record is from the annotation of a GenBank genome assembly. Lineage: Eukaryota; Metazoa; Chordata; Amphibia; Anura; Ranidae.